GCUCGCGCUCCCGCCCUCUCGCUGUGCUGGGCUGAGUCAGUCAUUCUGUCGGAGUCUGUCUUCGGAGCAGGAGGAUCGAAGGGAUUUCGAAGAACCCCCCGUCCUAUUAUUUUCUUUCCCCUCCCUCUCUCCCGCCCCACAUCUCUCUUCACCCCUGUCUCGCCCUUGCGCAGCCAUGGCGGACCUGUCGGCGGCCACUCAAUCCCCGUCAGUCUCCUCGUCGUCCUCUGGGGCCGAGCCCUCCGCUCCCGGCGGCGCCGGGAGCCCGGGAGCCUGCCCCGCCCUGGGGGCGAAGAGCUGCGGCUCCUGUGCGGAUUCCUUUGUUUCUUCCUCUUCCUCUCAGCCUGUAUCUCUAUUUUCGACCUCACAAGAGGGAUUGAGCUCUCUUUGCUCUGAUGAGCCACCUUCAGAAAUUAGGACUUCUUCCUUUUUCUCAUCUUCUGAAAUACAUAACACUGACCUUACAAUAUUACAUGGAGAACAAAGCAAAGUGUUAGGCAGCCAGACUAUUUUGGCUGAAGAAGGAAAAGGAAAAGGCUGCUUGGCUCUUCUAGAUGUGAAAAAGAUGGAAAAGUCUCCGGGGACCAGUAAAGACGGAGCCAACUCCCCCGUUUCUAUUGCAGAAGGAGGUCACUGUAACCGUCCUUCCAUUCCAGCCAGUUUCCCAGAUCGUCCUGCUUUUCUCUCUAAAGAGGUUGUUCAAAUGCAGGAGCAAAUAAGUGAAGAUCAAGAGUCCAAGAACCCAAGUGAGAUACCAAGUAGGGACAACAAAACAGCCUUGGAUGCUGAUGGCAAGUUCAUCGCACUAACAGCCCAGAAACCAACCACCGAGCAGUCUAAGGCAGAAGGCAUUUGUACAUACUCCUUGUCCCCAUGCAAAGUUUCAGCAGGUGGUAUUAUUGAAAAGGAUUCCCCUGAAUCACCAUUUGAAGUAAUUAUUGACAAAGCAGCAUUUGACAGAGAAUUUAAAGAUGCAUAUAAGGAGAGCGCAAAUGAUUUUAGUAGUUGGGCAAUGCACACUGAUAGAGAGUCAUCUGCAGACAUUUCAGAGUCCAAUGACAAAGUAUUUCCACUAAGAAAUAAAGAGGCCGGGCGUUACCCAACCUCUGCAUUGCUCACUAGACAGUUUUCACACACAACUGCAGCAUUGGAAGAGGUGUCUAGAUGUGUGAGUGAUAUGCAUAACUUUACUAAUGAAAUAUUGACUUGGGAUUUGGUUCCCCAAGUGAAACAGCAGAGCAAUAAAUCUGACUACAUCACAAAAACUACAGGACUUGAUGUGAGUGACUAUGAUGCAAAAAUUCCCGUUGUAAAUCUUAAAACUAACACUCAUCAGAAAAUUUCUGUAUGUUCUAUUAAUGGGAGCACUACCAUCACUAAAUCAACAGGUGACUGGGCAGAAGCAUCUCUCCCACAAGAAAACGCUGUAAUUGAAAAACCUAUACCAGACUGUCUCGAUUCCACAACAGACAUCAAUAUCAAAGGUGUGCGAGACAAUGUGCAGACACAGGAUGACACACUCUCAGAGUUACCUGGGUCUCCUUUUGAGAAAUGUGUCUCUUUGGGUUGUGGAGUGACCACAGUGAAAGUGGUUUUACCUGAUGGCCACCUGGAAGGUGACAUGAACUGGCAGAGCUCUGUGUUGGGAGAAGGGACAGAGGCUGAUAGUUCUGGUGAGUCUGAUGACACAGUAAUAGAGGACAUCACAGCUGAUAUUUCAUUUGAAAGUAACAAAAUUCAGGCUGAAAAACCCGUUUCCAUUUCAAGUGCUAUUGUAAAAGCAGAUGAAAGAGAAAUCAGAGAGAUUCUCCAUUAUAACAGGGAAAUCAAAACAUUUGAAAACUUUGAAGAGUUGAUCAGUGACUCUGAGCCGAAAGUUCAGCCUGAUGUUCUCAAAAAGAGUCCAGCUGGUAUGGUGGCUUGUUCCCAAGCAUGUGAUAUGAAUGUCAUGUCAGGAGAUGUGAAGCAGUCGCAUAGAAUGAGUGAAAAUAUUCCUGGAAAGGUUGUUACCACUGAGGACCCAAAACUUCCUUCAGCAUUUUCAAAUAUUUUUAAUAAGAUGGAACUCUCACUAAAUGUGACAGGCUCUGCCUCUUUGGAGUCAUUACAUGAAAAAAGUAUUAAAGAUGUAGAUGAUUCUUCCCCAGAGGACCUGAUAGCAGCCUUGACAGAAACCAGGGAGAAAGGAAUAGUAGAUAAAUGUGAAGGAAAUGCAUUUGAAGCAACGUCAGAGAAGACUACAGAGUUCAAAACAGCUCUUCCUGUAAAAGUCUUGCUUGAAAGUGAGUCAGGUGGUUCCGAAAUUAAAGACAUAAAAAGCAAGUACUCUGAACGAAACAAAGAAACAAGUGGAAGUGAGCUUCUGGAUGUUUUCUCCACCCAAGGAUCUUCAGUAGCAUCUCUUGACUUAGAACAGGAAUGGCUCACAAUCAAAGCCCUUAAAGAAGUGAGUGAAAGGCAGGUGGAGAAGUCGGCUCCUGCACAGGAUCAAGUAGAAUCUCCUUCUAAAGAAAUACUCAGACAGACUCACACAUUUGCUCCAGAAUCUUCUCAGCCACAGAGAUUUUGUGGUGUCCCAGAACACACAGAUGUCGAGACUGGAUCUGAUCUCGGGAUUUCCAAAAAGCCCACUGUUAUCAAAGAAACUACUAGUGUAGAUUUUAUUUCCAGCCUUAGCAAGACUGAACUGGUAGACAAGCAUGUCCUAGCAAGACUUCUGACAGACUUCUCAGUGCAUGAUCUGAUUUUCUGGAGAGAUGUGAAGAAGACCGGGCUUGUCUUUUGCACCACGCUGAUCGUGCUGCUUUCCCUGGCAGCUUUCAGUGUCAUCAGUGUGGUUUCUUACCUUAUCCUGGCUCUUCUCUCUGUCACCAUCAGCUUCAGGGUCUACAAGUCUGUCGUCCAAGCUGUACAGAAGUCAGAAGAAGGCCAUCCAUUCAAGGCCUACCUGGAUGUAGACAUUACUCUGUCCUCAGAAGCUUUCCAUAACUACGUGAAUGCUGCCAUGGUGCACAUCAACAGGGCCCUGAAACUCAUUAUUCGUCUCUUUCUGGUAGAAGAUCUGGUUGACUCCUUGAAGCUGGCUGUCUUCAUGUGGCUGAUGACCUAUGUUGGUGCCGUUUUCAAUGGAAUCACCCUUCUGAUUCUUGCUGAACUGCUCAUUUUCAGUGUUCCAAUUGUCUAUGAGAAGUACAAGACCCAGAUUGAUCACUAUGUUGGCAUCGCCCGUGAUCAGACCAAGUCGAUUGUUGAAAAGAUACAAGCAAAACUACCUGGAAUCGCAAAGAAAAAGGCAGAAUAAGUACAUGGAAACCAGAAAUGCCACAGUUACUAAAACACCAUUUAAUAGUUAUAACGUUGUUCCUUGUACUAUGAAGGAAAGUGCUCAGUGUCAGCUUGAGCCUGCAUUCCAAGCUUUCUUGUUUUUUCAUUUUGGUGUUUCCCCCUCCUUUCCCUUUACCUGCAGUAUCAAGCACAAGAAUUGCUGGACUAAAAAAUGAACUGAUAUCUUAGAACCCAAAAGAAUACAGACAGAAUCAGUUGAAUGGGAUAAAUCAGUAAUGGUGGUGGAGCCUUUAUGUGUAGCUUGAAAAGGGAAAGAUUGGAGGGUAAAGGAGAAAAAGAAAGAGAAAACACCUCUCAGGUUCUUCUAUUUAAUUUGCAAAGCUAUGUAAUUUUCUUACAUAGCUCCCCAUCACAAUUUUGCCCUUAUUUUUAAGUGAAGAAAUAAUGGUUAACUUAAGAAGGAAUUAUCUGGGGACAAGAUUGGGAUUCCUUCCCAUGCGCUUGUGGAUUUUGCAGUCCUUGAUGCCAUCUUCCUGCCCCGCAGUGUGAGCAGCUACUCCUCAUACUCCUCUUCGCAUAUAGAUAUAACUUUCAACUCUGGAUAACUUAUAGGUGAUAGUAAUGAUUCCUGAUUACCAGAAUGCCCUCUGAUAGCCAAGAACGGAGACAGGGGGACUGCAUGAGCUCUGCUGCCCACUCCUUGCUCGAAGGAGAGGCUCUGCCAUUUGGGAGGUGUGUCUGGGCCGUUUGGACACCAGUUCUAGCUUCAGUUGGAGAACUCUUCCCGAACGUGCUUUCCUCCCUCUCCCCUACCCACCUCACCUCAAGUUUAAUAAAUAUGGUUGUACUUUUCUUAUUA
Molecule: messenger RNA, 4144 nt
Organism: Molossus molossus (Pallas's mastiff bat)
Lineage: Eukaryota; Metazoa; Chordata; Mammalia; Chiroptera; Molossidae
Gene: RTN3
Product: reticulon 3
Exons: 9
Coding region: 176-3301 (1041 amino acids)
Biological process (GO): endoplasmic reticulum tubular network formation; brain development; neuron differentiation
Cellular component (GO): postsynaptic density; neuron projection
Source: RefSeq, a predicted model, not a curated record